Molecule: messenger RNA, 402 nt
Organism: Neurospora tetrasperma FGSC 2508
Lineage: Eukaryota; Fungi; Ascomycota; Sordariomycetes; Sordariales; Sordariaceae
Exons: 2
Source: RefSeq, a predicted model, not a curated record
CUGCAUGCGGUGGGUAAAGGAAUCACCACGGAGCACUGGGCAUCCACAAUGUUGCUCCGUGUUCCACCAGACACGCUGGGGCCGAUGCAAGCCAGCAGCAGAGAAGCCCAAGAGACCCAGCAAAAGAAGAACCUUGAGAGCUUCAGCACGUGGGUUCCUCUGAUGGGUUUCUGGAUUCAUGACCUUUGGUGCCAUCGCCAUGGCGGAGAAGUUGACACGCACGAGUCAGGACGUUCCCCGUCAUCCGUUACUGUUACCGUUGUCGUUCCCGAUAUCCUCACAUCGAGACGAACACGUUUUUGCUUUAAAGUGCCGCCAAACAGAGACACAGUCGAUAAAGAAAGCCCGUACGGAUGCCUAAGUGUAAUGGUUAAAGGUAUAGUCUACGUAAUACCGGCCUAA